Xiphias gladius (swordfish) is the source of this 2299-nucleotide messenger RNA. RefSeq names its product transmembrane protein 60 (gene tmem60). The coding region runs from base 280 to 684 and encodes 134 amino acids. The transcript has 2 exons. The record is from RefSeq and is a predicted model, not a curated record. Lineage: Eukaryota; Metazoa; Chordata; Actinopteri; Istiophoriformes; Xiphiidae.
CGACCGGAAGCCUUGCAAUCGUUGCAGCUAAAGCUAACUACAUACACUGUGUUCCUCGCUGUAAAAAACGAAAUCGUUCGUUUAAAUGUGUUGACAUUGGUCCUGCUGGUGUAGAGGUGGUCUACGAGUUGGCCUAAGAAAACAGGUUGACUCUCCCGGUGAACGUGAUCACUCGUGUGUGUGUGUGUGUGUGUGUGUGUCACCUUGGCUGUGGUCCUCAGUCCUCUCCUCAGUCUCUCUGGGUGUGGAUAAUACUGGCUCUGUGCCAGUCCUCUGUAGAUGAAGAUGUCCCUGGCCCAGCGAGUGCUCCUCUCCUGGAUCUUUGCCCUGAUCUUCCUCAUAAUGCUGGUCCUCAAGCUGGACUCCAAGAUCCACUGGAACUGGUUCCUCAUCUUCCUCCCUGUCUGGACCUUUGACACCAUCCUCAUCCUCAUGCUGAUAGUGAAGAUGGCGGGGCGCUGCAAGCCAGACUUUGACCCCAGGGACGGCGAGCAGAGCCUGAAGAGGAGGCUGUGGUACCUGACAGCCCUGCUGCUGAAGCUGGCCUUCUGCCUGACACUGUGCUCCCGCCUAGAGAGGCUCACCGACAUGUGGGUCAGUGUGGUGUGCGUCCCUCUGUGGGUGCUGCUGGGUGGGGCGCUGGUCGAGCUGGGACACAGUGUUUUCCAUAACAGGAGGGACUGAACCGGAGGGCUCUGCAGUACUUGAACUGUAAUGUAGGGGACAAAAACUUUUUACACUCGAGCGUCUCUAGCUGUGGAUGCACCAAUCCAAUCCCAUGGAUUGGUAUCGGAGCCAACACUGACCUGAUUAAGCAGAUUGUGCAUCAGCCAGACAUGACUGAUUCACACUGAAUGCCGUGUCUUUGUCAGUGUCAUUAUGAAAUUCACUUUUUCUGCUAUAAGCUGCAAAAGUUACAGCAGGUUGUCACUUCACCAGGCUCCAGUGAGUUCUACACGGUGUGGUGUACAGGUUUUAAUUAUGAGAAGAAGAGAGCAUUGCAUUCUUUUGCCGUUCACAUUAUUGUCUUCUGGCUUGUCUUUAGGCAACGGUAGAAAAAGAAAUGGUGAACUGUGAUUCAAAAUGUGUAUACCGGCUCUUUGCUACAGUAAAUGUUGCUCUACAGUUCACCUCCUCACUUAUUUUGGGGCAGAGCGCACAAAUGUACACACAAAUGCCGUAAUGUCUAAUGUGGUGUAACACUGACACGAGCGGUGUACUGACAGCAUGAAAUUACCCAACCUGCACUAGCAUGCACUGUGCUCCACUGAGCCAUAUAAUACCCGUUUGUGGAAUCACUGUUUCAAAGUAUAAUCACUAUUUGAGCAUUUCUGUAAAGCAGCAAGAAAUCUCACGACUUCAGUUUGUCAUUACCCUUUCCCAGGAUGUCUCUCUGCCACUGACUCAGUUUGAAUGUAAAUUCAGAACUUUUUCUAGCUAUAUGGAUUAAAAAUGUCCUCUGCACUGUUCAUAACAUAUUUUCAUGUAAAAAAAAUUGUAGUUUACAUCCUUGUGAAUGCAAAAUAUAUACAAUACUCCUGGAUCAAUGGCCAUGCUGUUCCCUAAAUUAGCGGGGUUUAUCCUCCGUGUGGUUGCAUUUUAGGUCAUCUCAGACUCGCCUGGUCAAGCACAGCUCAACACUGUCAGACUCAGCUGUCUUCAGUGUAAACUGUUCUAGGUCAUGCCUCGACAUCAGUCAAGCUUGAGUUGCACUUCAUCUUUUGUCAAUUAUAUUGCAUUAGUUUGGCAGACACUGUAAGUCACUAUGGACAAACCUAAGUGCAACCUGUUUUCAAAUAGACCUCUUAUUCAGAAAACCUGUGUUUUUCCUCCAUGACAAGCCAAAAUGUCUGAUGUGACAUAGGCCUGAAUCCAACAUGAUAUUUUAACAUGCUUGGAGUGCGCUAGAUAGCAUAAUGACAUCUCUUACGUUAGCAAUCUAUUUUAGCAUCAAAGUAAAAGUUCCCAUCAGGCUGAUGGGAACUUUUACAGAUAUCAUGUCAUGGACUGAAGUGAUGAAGAAGUGGACAUCUUGGACUGACAGUCGAUCCAGUAGUUUUCAGUGCUGGACCAACGUCGUCAUCUCUAGACCCAAGCUGCUAAAGUAGCUAAAAAGACAAAUAUUGAAAACUUCGAUGAUAUGAAAUGCAGGAGAGACAUUAACAUCGACUAAGUCAAUAUUUUGAACCAUUUAUUGAGAGGUUCUGAUCAGAGUAUAAAUCACACUACCAAGUCUUAUCUUAGGAAAUAAAAUGUAUUUACAACAAAAUUUUCACAUACAUUGGUUUCAAAUAAAAAC